AUGAGAGUUCUCUUUUGGAACAUUAAUGGGAUUGUGCAUGAUGAAGCACACUGUAAGCUGCGUGAGUUAGUUAAGGAUUUCAAGACGGAUAUUAUUGGUAUUGCAGAACCAAGGGUAUCAGUUUCUUCCAGAUCUAUUCGUAAGUUUUCUAUUCAGGGUUUUAAUAAUUCUAUUAUUCAUAAUUCUACUUCUACUCGUAUUGGGAAUCUGUGGGUAAUGUGGUCGUUGAAUGUUGCUGAUCCAGUGGUGUUGAACUGUUCAAAUCAAGCUAUAACUAUUGGUGUUAAUGGCGUUCAUAUUUCUUUUGUUCAUGCUAGUUCGGAUCAGGUUACUAGAAGAACUUUAUGGAAUCAGUUGGAUAUGGGUGAUCAAAGGGUUCCAUGGUUAGUCAUUGGUGAUUUUAAUUGUGUACUUCGGAAUGAGGAGAAGAAGGGGGGUGCGGUUCUAAGGACUUCGGUAGUGAAUGAAUUCAGUGAUUGGUUGGAUGAUAAUAGUCUUUUUGAAGAGGAGUCUUUGGGUAGCAAGUUUACUUGGUCUAAUAGGCAGUCGGGGGUUAGAAGAAUUAUUAGUAGACUUGAUCGUGCGGUGAUUAAUGAGUUUAUUUAA
Messenger RNA from Papaver somniferum (opium poppy), 606 nucleotides. RefSeq lists its product as uncharacterized. The coding region runs from base 1 to 606 and encodes 201 amino acids. Lineage: Eukaryota; Viridiplantae; Streptophyta; Magnoliopsida; Ranunculales; Papaveraceae. Gene Ontology annotation, molecular function: catalytic activity. The record is from RefSeq and is a predicted model, not a curated record. The transcript has a single exon.